Lates calcarifer (barramundi perch) is the source of this 5525-nucleotide messenger RNA. RefSeq names its product KAT8 regulatory NSL complex subunit 1a (gene kansl1a). Gene Ontology annotation, cellular component: NSL complex. The record is from RefSeq and is a predicted model, not a curated record. The transcript has 15 exons. Gene Ontology annotation, molecular function: histone acetyltransferase binding. NCBI's taxonomy places the organism in Eukaryota, Metazoa, Chordata, Actinopteri, Centropomidae. Bases 578 to 3916 code for a protein of 1112 amino acids.
ACACACACACACACACACAGCACUUCUAUGUUUGUCAGACUCAAAUCCGAGGGAGCGGAGCUAGCCGCCAUUUUCUAAGCGUCUCUCCCUAAAACGAGAGAAAAAGCCCCGCGACAAAUUGCCAUCUGGAUUACCUUUCGCUUAUUGAGAAUCGGAAUUUUUGGUAAAGGAUUACCGCGAAAUCGCCUACAAUUGAAGUAUUUUGGAGUAGAAAGGACCGUUUCACGGCCUUGCCUUAUCUUCGCUCGUAGCGGCGAGGCGAGCUAGCUGGCGAGCGAGCGAGCAAGGUGUAGAUCGUUGAUUCGCCCAUUGCCUGAAUCCGGAACGAACCCGAGCGGCUCUGUGAAACCGGGCCUCUUUUCGGCGAUCUGGCAGCAUUUUUGGAUUAAUUAAUGGCAGAGUGAUCGAAUCGAACCGCCCUUUUUUGUGUUAGUACCCUUGGUUUUUUCCACUAAAACUGCAGGGGAUUGUUGCCGAAAUUCCCUCGGAUAGUGCAACCUCGUCACGUGGCUGUCCUCAGGUGGGGCAGUAAGCGGGUGGUGUGGAGCAGGCCGCGGUGCCCGUCCCUCUGCACUGCAUGGCUGCGAUGGCGCCCGCUCUCACCGACGCCCCAGCCGAAGCUCACCACAUCCGCUUCAAACUGGCUGCCCCAUCCUCAAGUCUCUCACCGGCCAGUGCAGAGAACAACGGUAACGCCAGCAACAUCCUCAUCCAUAGCAGCGGCCCAGCUAAGUGCAAGGCCGCCCCCGAAGAGUGCCCUCUUGACUUUUGUGGCAGCGACCAGGAACAACAGCAGCAGCAGCCCCAAGCCGACUCUGUGGCCCAGGCCUCGGCCCUGGGCAAGCUCCAGCCACUGGUGGCUUCUUACCUAUGCUCUGAUGUGACACCUGUCCCUUCAACUAAGGAGUCAAUCAAGCUGCAAGGAGUCCUCAUCAAACAAUCUGUGUUGAAAAGCCACAGAAUACUGCCCAGUUCCCUGCUUAACGGUGGAGGAGACUUCCUGCUGAGGAAGAGGCAGGCGAUUGAACUCUCUGGCAGCCAGCUCAAAAGCUUCAUGAGUGGCAGCACCAACGGAGGUGGCCAGCCCAUGGCACCUGUUAACGGCCUGGCCAAAAAGCUGGCCUCUAUGUCCGGCUCUGGCUGUGUAGUGGCAGUGAAUGGUGACAAACCUUCUGCCACUACAGACUCUCAGUCUCAGAACCUGCCCUUGGACUCUGAGACCUUGACAGCUACUUUAUCUGGGCAUAUCCCGGUGAAAGGAACCCUUAAACAGAAGCAUUCCUCUGGGGUUUCUCAAAAUACAGAUGGAAAAAUUGAACCACCAGUGCUUCAGUCUGCUGCACUUUCCCCCUUUACCCACGACAACCCUAACCCCACUGAACAAGUGAAUUUGGAGGAGACAGAUUCACGCACGCCUACCAGUCAGCCACAGGGCUCUGAUAGGGAGAAACCAGGCAGCAGCCAGCAGGGCUCCCCGUCUUGCACACCUGCACCACAGCUUCCUCUGCCCUGUAGUUCUUCCUCGGACAGCCUUGAUGCUCAUGUCAAGGAACGCACCCUCCUCAACAGCAACCGCCAAGCCGAGAUUGAAAGCCGGCUUCGGCGCCUGCGCAAACGUCUUCAGGUGGUACAGGCCAAGCAGGUGGAGCGGCACAUUCAGCAGCAGCUGGGAGGCUUCUUGGACUCGGCUCUCAACCGGCUACUGGCUGGUAACCGCAAAUCGGAGACAGCGGCCCCCACAACCACAUGGAGGACUGGGCGCCACUCUUCGUCAAAUAACAGAGACGGCCUCAGUCGCUUCUUGAAAAGUGGCUCCAUGCCGUUGGAACUGGAGAGGCUGUAUCUGAGCGGAUCGGCCAACCUUCAUUCAGCAGAAAGCGCCUUUGACUCAGAUGUAACAGAAAGUAGCUCGGGAGGGGACUCUGACCUGGAGGAGGAGGAGUUGGCCAGAGUGGACAUUGAGCAGCGGCAUGUCAAAAUAUGGAAGCGGGCAGAGAGCCGCUACACGGUGGAGAGAGCUGCUAUCAUCAGCCACUGGAACUGGCUCCAGGCCCACAUCUCGGACUUGGAGUACCGCAUCCGACAGCAAACCGACAUCUACAGACAGAUCCGCGCCAGCAAGGGCUCAGUAGAGCUGGGAGGUGUUGCCCCCAGCGCAGUGCCUGCUCCUGGGGCAGAAGUGAAAGCAGAGCCUGUCAGUACUCAGGAUGUCGGCUCAGAACGGCUAGAGCACACAGGCCCCGCCCACGUCACCAACGCAGAUGCCGCCCCCUGGAAAGGUCAAAACGGACAGCCAGUCAACGGUGUCCUCAGCAGGAUGGCAGAAAGUGGUGACACCAAGCACCAGCAGCCAUUGGCCUACGACAGCACGUGUGUGGCUGCAAGGACACGACCACUAGUCGGCUGUCGACGACGGCGGCUCAUUCAGCCCAACACUGUGCCCAACCUUAAUGGCAAGGCCCAGAGAAGCAGCUGUAUUCAGUGUAACUGCAGGGUUAACCCCAGCUGUGUGAUGUGUGGUGGCUGGCCCACCCCCAGAGAAGACCCCCAGUAUGAGCUGCCCACCCUGGAGCGCCUGUCAAGACUGGAUCUUGGCGUCCACCCCAUCCUCUCCUUUCCUGACGACGUUUGUAUAGGCCUACGUCUGCAGCAGGUGAUGAAGAGCCAGUGGCAGAACAAGUCACUGGAGAGAAGCAAACCACUGAAGAAGCUCUCCCUCAAACACAAGCUUUCCUCGUCCAAAGAGAAGCACAAGUUCACCAACUCACUCAUGGCAGUCAGACUGGGCCACUAUAAAAACCGCGCUGAGAAGCCGAGGACCAUGGACGGUGGUGUGAGCAGCGGCAGCGGCAGCAGUGGUGCUGUGCUAAACACAGCCAGGCUCGAGGGCCAGGCCGUGUGCAAGACUGAGCGGCUGCAGGCCCUCUCCACCCCCUUAGGGCCCUUCGACAAAAACUACAGCCGCAAGAGAUUAAGAGAGCCCUCGCUGGAUAGAGCUGACACCUCCCCUAAACUGUUCUUGGACUCGAGCAGCCCUUGCCCAACUGUAGCCAACAUGCACUCGUCCCUUCACAGCCCCCUGACGCGCCAGCUGUCCACAUCCUCAGAGAACUCCACACCACUGGGGCCCGGCAGCCAGAGCGUCCCGAGCACACCUCAGCAGCCCAUCAAGAGGAGGCGAGGCGAGAGCUCCUUUGACAUCAACAACAUAGUGAUCCCCAUGUCUGUGGCUGCCACCACCAGAGUGGAGAAGCUGCAGUACAAAGAGAUUCUCACACCCAGUUGGCGAGUAGUGGACAUUUUCUCCCAGCCCAUAACUGAAGAGGAGGAUGAACGGGAGGUGGAGGACCUGACAGAUGCAGCCUUCAUCCAGCUCCAUCAGCCGUAUGAGGAUCAGGAGCGAGCCCGCUGGACUUGGAUGGCCUUGGCUCCGGCUAAGAGGAGAGGCAGCAGGUCGUACAAAUCCGUCGAUGGACGGACCACGCCGCUGCUGUGCGGGACCAACCCUCCCACCCCUCAGCCCGCGUCCCCGGACCCGGGCCACUGCCCCAUGCUGCACGACUACAGCCACGUGCCAUCGCCCAUGAGCCCGGCCAGCCCCGACACCGCCUCCAACCCCCAUACGCCCUGCUCCAGGGACUCCCAUCGGCUGCUGUCCAGCGAGGACACGAGGUGCUCGACACCGGACUUCACCUUUGAAGAACGGACGGUAGCACCGUGGGAGCGUCGUAGCUUCCCCUUGCCAGAAGACCCAGCCCCGGAGCCCGAGGCCGAGAGCGACCACCACAUCAGGCCCAGAAUGCGCAGCAUCUCAGGUUGCCGAGCAACAGCCUACGGACGUCUGGAUUCGGACGACAUGGAUCUGCCUUGUGAUGACGAGAGCGCCCCCAAACACAAGGCUUCCACCCACCGAUGAAUGACUGACUGAGGCUGAGGUCGCCCGGCCCCUCUCCUCCUCCUCUCCCCCCCUUGAAACGCACCCCACCCCUCCCCCUCCUCUCUGGCAUUAACAAGCAGAACCUCAAAGCAGAAUAAGAUAUUAAAUGGGUUCCUGUUGUUUGAUAUUCAAACAUCAGUCUAAUACUUUUCACAGUUUUUAGUGAACAUUAUGGAGAUAGAAGCCUUUCCCUACACUUGUUUUUGUCACAGGAAAAAAGGAUAAAUGUAAAAAAAAAAAAAAAAAAAAAAAAAAAAGUAUAAAACUACACGUUACAAAAAAGAUUUCUGUAGUAGGCUAAACAAUGUACAUGGGGGCUUAGUGGUGUUUCAUAUGUCGCGUGUACACUUGUAGCGCACUAUGUAGCGGACUCCUCAAAAUAUGGCCAAAGGGUGUUUUCUAUUGACUAGUUUGCUUGUAAUUCCCAUGUACAUUUUUAGUGGAGUGACAAAUAACAAAACAAGAAAAAAUACCCCCCCCCACCCCACCAUCAUCCAAAUAAACAGGUACAUUUGAGAUGUGGCCCCUCCCCUCUCCUUUCUUCUCCCCCUAGAGGUCGCCUGAAAUCACCAGAGCACUUCUCCAACUGCCAAGUCUAGUUUUGUUGGUUUGCUUUUUCUUUGUUUGUUUUUCAUUCCUGACAUGUUUUAUUUGUAUUUGUUCCGUCUGUUCCAGAGUAACAACACAUUCUUUGUGUGUUUUCUUCUUUUUUAGUUAAAUCAUUCCUUUACCGUCUUUUUUUUUUGUGUGUGUUUGGAGAGUGUCCAGCUCCCAUCUCACCCUCCUCAGUCUCUCUCUUUUUUUUUUUAAAAACUCUGUUCUGUAUCAGAGGGUUGACGGUAUAUAACAGGACUGGGGCGUUUCUUUUUCAAGCACUUGCCCCUUACGGAAAAGUGCUGCUGCAUGCUGAGAAACAUGCUAACGUUAGUCUUAUCACAACAGCACACGGUAAAGAUUUCCACUUAUUAAAAAAAAAAAGGAAUAAAUCACGGGGAUAAUUCGCACCAUCUGCUAAUCUUUUUUUCUCCUCAAUUGUUGCUGUAUUACAACAAGUCAAAUUGUGGCAAAAUAUAGACGUAACACAAUUACCCCCCCCUCCGCUCCCACCUCCCUUUUUUUCUGGUUCAGUUUUCAAAUGUAGCAGCUCUCAGCUAGAAUCUCUCCCCACCCUGACCCCUUCCCUUCCUGAGCUCAGGUUCUUCAAUUUAAGGGAAUAUUUUCUGCUGUUUUAAAUAAUUUCUCUAUCAAAUUGAUCAGAUCCAAACUGUCAUUGCAAGGAUUUUGUUUUUACCACCCUGCAAAUGUCCACAUAACCACCACACUCUCACCCUCUCCCCUCCCCUUCUCCUCCCCUCCUGCCCCGACCCUAAUUGCUAUGCAAAAAAAAAAAAAAAAAAAUCUAUGGUUGUUUUCAUUUUACACCUUUUUAUGCCACAGCCAUUCAAUCACUGUUGUUUUUUUUUCUUUUGUAGUUAAGCAAGAUGUCGAUGUACCUGUUCGAUUGUUGCAGCAGUUAACCUAAUCAAAAAGCAGAAUUGUUUUUUCUUUUUUGUAAAUAGUACCAUUAAAACAUUUAUGUUUAACUUGG